This is a messenger RNA of Chrysemys picta bellii (western painted turtle), 2141 nucleotides long. Lineage: Eukaryota; Metazoa; Chordata; Testudines; Emydidae. The record is from RefSeq and is a predicted model, not a curated record.
CCCGCCUGCCGUUUGAAGGAGGUGAGGGGGCGGAGAGGAGCACCCGCCGGCAAAGACAAAAGUCAGUGGGCUGUGGUUGGGAUUCUAGGCCGCAUUAGCAUAUUGAAAGUGCCAAUAUCCAUAUGCUAAUGUGCACCUAUAGGAUAUUUCAGCUCAGCCCUGCGCCCCUGCUCUGACAAUCCCACUCCAUGCCGGGUGCUCAGGCAGUUGAGGUUAAACCAGACACUGGCUCAGAGAGCAUGCUGGGUGCCCAAAUACCAAUGAAGCACGCACUGGACUGGGAUUCAGGAGAUGUAGGUUCUAGUCCCUGCUCUAGCACUGCCCUGCUGUGUGACCUUGGGCAAACUGCUUCCUUGGUCUGUGCCUCAGUUUCCCCCUUCCCUUUGUCCGUCUUGUCUAUUUAGCUUGUGAGCUCAGGGAGGCAGAGUCUGUCUUUCCCUCUGUGUUCAUGCAGAACCCUGCACAACAGGAUCUGAUCUCAGCUGGGAUCUCUAGGUUUUACCAUUAUACUGAUGAUCACUUAAACCCCAAAAGGGAGGUCCCAGCGACUGUUUGCCCCUGUCUGAGCUUUUGAAAAUGUUGACCCUGCUAGUUUAUUUUUUAACUCUCCAAAUCAUGUGCUGUAGGGUCUGGGAAGGGAAGGAAAAACACCUGAUUUUAGUGUUCCGGGGCUGGGCACUGAAAAUCAGCCUGCAGCCGUAGUUAACAUCCCUAGUUUGAUACAGUCACAGUAAUAGUGAAACAAGAGGUCCUGCCAUUUCCCCAUUCACAGGCCCAUGUGACGAGCCUGGCAGGGCAAACCAAAGUUGUUAUUCUUGGCAUUCAGUCAGAGCAGGAAGGGUGUUAGGGUUCGCUCAGGAGCCAACCUUGGGAGGAGAAUUCAGGGGAAUUCUUGCUGCCUGCUGAUCAGUUCAGGAUUCCUGCCUAGAAAUCUCCACUGGGCGAACUCCCGUCAGCUGAGCAGAAUGAAGCUGUUGGCUUGUAUCAUCUUGGCCUCUCUUGCUGCUGCUGCAACUGCACAUCUACACACAGACCCGACGCUGGAUAACCACUGGGAGCUCUGGAAGAAAACCUAUGGCAAACAAUACAGCCGCAAGAAAGAGGAAGGGGAACGGCGCGUGACCUGGGAAAAAAACCUCAAGCUCGUUAUGCUGCAUAACCUCGAGCACUCACUGGGGCUGCAUUCCUAUGAGCUGGGCAUGAACCACCUGGCAGACAUGAACGGAACGUGUCACUAUAACCCUGCCACACGAGCCGCCACCUGCUCCAAGUUCGUUGAGCUCCCGUAUGCCGAUGAAGCAGCCCUGAAGGAUGCCGUAGCCAAUAUCGGACCUGUGUCCGUCGCCAUAGAUGCGAAACAGCCUUCGUUUUUCCUGUACAGAUCAGGAGUCUACGAUGAUCCACGAUGCACUGGUGACACGAAUCAUGCGGUUCUAGCUAUCGGCUAUGGCACCCUGGACGGGAAGGACUUUUGGCUUGUGAAAAACAGCUGGGGUGAAUAUUUCGGUGACAAAGGAUACAUUCGAAUGUCCAGGAACAAAGGAAACCACUGUGGGAUUGCCAGCUACGGUUCUUAUCCACAAAUAUAGAGGGACGCUCUGCUUCAGACUGCACUCUGGAGAUGUGGCCUCUUAAACUGCUAAUCUUAGCCUUGCUGUAAUCUAACUGCUCUGUUUGAGAACAAUGUACGGGCUCUAAUGGCAAAAUCCUCCCAUCAGAUCCAUCUGACGGAUCUGAGACAAGCAGCUGAAAUGAUGAAUGAUCAUAAUUGGUCUGGUCCAGAAUUUGGUCACUUUUAGCUAAUUCUCCCUAUCCCACAGGGGUGUUUGUAAUUGAUUAAUGUCUAUGCAUUGCUUUGCGCAUGUGAAGUGCUAUUUCAAUGCCAAGUAUUGUCACUGCCGCUGUCUCAAAAUGUGUUGGAGUGAAGGCCGUGUCACACGGAUAAAGCUAGUCCAUGCGGUAGAGUUGCUGAAGCUACCUCAGAGGUGGAGAGGCGAAGAAGAUGGAGCAACACAUCCUAGCCACAUGUAUCAAUUUUCCACAAUACAGGUCACAAAGCAAUCAUUAGCAACCUAGGAGAUCAAGCAAACUAUGGACAUUCCUUGGAGGGGGGAAUGUGUUUUCCAAGGCUACACAAAAUU